Diorhabda sublineata is the source of this 2214-nucleotide messenger RNA. RefSeq names its product SWI/SNF-related matrix-associated actin-dependent regulator of chromatin subfamily E member 1-like. Bases 206 to 2125 code for a protein of 639 amino acids. The record is from RefSeq and is a predicted model, not a curated record. Lineage: Eukaryota; Metazoa; Arthropoda; Insecta; Coleoptera; Chrysomelidae. Gene Ontology annotation, cellular component: SWI/SNF complex. Gene Ontology annotation, biological process: negative regulation of DNA-templated transcription. The transcript has 14 exons. Gene Ontology annotation, molecular function: nucleosomal DNA binding; nuclear receptor binding.
GUCAUUUGUCAAAAAUUUCUGAAAUGUCAAAAUUAUUUUGGCUUGUAAACUUGGAAAUUAAAUUUUAUAUUUUUUCAGCUGUUAAAGAGUAAUUAUUUCCUUUUUGUUUGGUCUAUCCUAUAAAUACUUAAAAAGAUAUAGUGUAUUUUGUUCGUAAAAUACACUAUAUGUUGCAUUGACCUAUUAACUUAAGGUUAACAAAGAUAUGGCACUUCCAGCUAACUACAAACAAGUGGCAAUACAAGUGCCAAAUUCCCAGUCCUCAAACCAUUUGCUGUCGGCAGGCGCUCCCAUGACUUUCAACAUAUUGAAAGAACGACUAAGAGCUUCAGGAGGAGCUAGUUCUGCUACAUCAAAAGAGACAAAUCCUUUUGUUGCGUCCACAAAUGGGCAUCCAGGAUUCGUACCACAAAAAAUCGGAAAAAACACUGCAAAAAAUGAAUCUAAAACACCAAAACCUCCCAAGGCACCAGAAAAACCCUUAAUGCCAUAUAUGAGAUACAGUCGAAAGGUAUGGGAUGCUGUUAAGGCUCAACAUUCUGAUCUAAAGUUAUGGGAAAUUGGAAAAAUUAUCGGACAAAUGUGGAGGGAUUUGCCGGAAGAAGAAAAGAAUGAAUUCCACGAAGAAUACGAAAACGAAAAGAUUGAAUAUGAGAAAACAUUGAAAACUUAUCACAGUUCUCCAGCAUAUAUCGCGUUUAUGGCUGCGAAAAAUAAAGGAAAAUCGGUUACACAAGGUACAGAUGGAGAAACGCACGAGAGGCAGAGCAGUUCAGCCAAACAACAAGCAGCCGCUGAUAGAAGAAUUGAAAUUCAACCAGCAGAAGACGAAGAGGAUCAAGACGAUGGUUAUUCUGUAAAACACGUAGCUCAUAGCAGAUAUUUGAGAAAUCAUCGUCUAAUCAAUGAAAUAUUUUCUGAGAGCGUCGUACCAGAUGUUAGAUCGGUAGUGACGAUAGGUCGUAUGCAAGUAUUAAAAAGACAAGUGCAAUCGUUAACUAUGCACCAGAAAAAGCUCGAAGCCGAAUUGCAACAGAUAGAGGAGAAAUUUGAGGCCAAGAAGAGGAAAUUUAUUGAGAGCAGUGAACAAUUUCAAGAAGAAUUGAAAAAGCAUUGUAAACCUGCAGUAGAUGAAGAAACUUUUCAAAAAAUGGUGGAAAGGCAGUAUGACAUACUGAAACGGGACAGGAAUAAGACGCAAGAAGAUACAAAACCGAAAAUUGAAGAGAACGGCCACGAUAGUCCUGCCCCAUCUACUCCGGCACAAGAACAUGGAAACGGUCAUUCUGAGCCUAUGGAUCGAGACUGUGAGAAAAUGGACCAAUCUCAACAUGGUCCACCUGCACCAACAGCAACAAACGGUCCUUCGCCGCCCCAUGCAGAAAAAACCACACCCUCGGAACAACCACUCGCCUCUCACUACGCCCAUCCAGAUAAUUCCCAAACACCAUCCAUGCAUCCUUCUCACGAGCCAUCACCGCCCCUUAACGCCGGAAAUUUACACCCUCACGCCGCACCACAUCAGGUUGGCGGUCCACAUCAUUUGCCACAACAACCACCGAUAGCCAAUCCUCCGACAGCAUCAAAUGUUCCACCAAGUCAACAUGGUCCUAUGCCGCCACAUCCACCUACAACACAAGGACCUCCGCCUCAUCAAAGCCCUAUGAUGCCGCCUCAACAAUACCCUCAACAAUAUCCGCCACCAGGUCCUAAUCCUCAGUCGGUACCGUUACCAGCUAGGCCACCACAUCCAGGUUAUGUGGGUUACCCCCCUCAACAACCUUACCCUUCUCAUCCUCAAGGAGGUUAUCCACCGCCCGGACCUCCUCCUGCCGGUGGUCAGUACCCACCUCAUCCCGGAUACUAUCAUCAGCAAUAUCCACAGUAUCCUCCUCCUCAUGGCGGUAGACCUGGACAUCCAUAUCCUGGUGGUCCAGCGCCCGGUCAUGGCGGUCCUCCAUCGGAAGGACAAACAGGUCCGCCGCCACAGGAAGGACAAAUGUAUGGACCACCGACCACCGGUGCUCAACCUUCAACGGACGCAGAUAGGGGCCAGUCAGAUGACGGACAAGGUGGUGAUGAAGGAAAAAUGGAUUAUCGAAUUUCCGAGAAGGAAGAAAAGUAGAAUGGAUGGAGAUAGUCUAAGGGUCGUAACAUUUUUAUACAAUAAUUAUUUUGAAUUAUAAGCAUUAAAAACCAAUUAUAUAUAUAAAA